UUUUAUCUGGUAAAUAAGUUUGAUACAAACAGUUCGCUAUUGUCACAGUAGACGCGUAUCACUCGAUAGUAGAUCAUACUUUUUUUAAAUUAUUUACUCUAAAAUGAAACAAAAUAACGACGAACCAGCAACAGUGAGUGAUGAAAAACAAGAUGAAUCAAGACGUAGUGAAGAAAAUGAAGAAACACCUCUUAAAACAAGCGAGGUUGAGGGCAAUAAAGAAAAAAAGAAAGAGAAGCUAACGUUUUUACAGAAAUUAAAAAAAAUCAAAGCUAACGUUACCGUUGAACCUAUAAUGGCUUGUUACAUAAUGCCAAGUGUCUUAGCAUCGUUGGCGACGCAAAACUUGAACUUGGAGAAAGCGUGUCGGGUGAAUCUAAAAUUUUCAGACGAAGUGUGCGAUGCUCUCAAUUUAAGGCAAACUGAAAACUAUACGCAAUACGAAACUGAGGUACAAACUUUGAUAGCUGGUAUACAAUCUUGGAAGAAUGUUAUUCAAACUUCUAUACCUGUACUGUUGAUUUUGUUCGUCGGCGCCUGGAGCGACAAGACGGGAAGAAGAAAAGCGUGCAUCAUGUUACCAAUAGUUGGAGAAUUCUUAACGUCUGUCGGAUUCAUCAUUAAUACUUACUUUUUUUAUGAGUUGCCUGUUGAAGUUGCUGCCUUAACAGAAGCCAUAUUUCCAGCUAUUACUGGUGGUUGGUUUACUAAUUUCGUUGGUGUAUUUAGCUACAUAGGUGAUAUAACAACGUUAGAAGAGAGAACAUACAGAGUUGGAAUUGUAAACUUGUUUAUGUCUUUGGGAUAUCCUAUAGGUAGUGCCUUAAGUGGUGUUUUAUUAAACUGGAUUGGAUACUAUGGAGUAUUUUCUAUAUCAACUGUCCUGUAUAUGUUCAGUUUAUUUUAUGGCUAUACAUAUUUGAAAGAUCCAAAAAGAGUGAUCCCAGAAGUGCCAUCAGAAAAAAAACGCGGUGGAUUAAUUGGAUUUCUAAAAGAAUUUUUCGAUAUUUCACUCGUUGUUGAUACUUUCCGAGUUGCGUUUCGUAAAGGAGAAGGGAAUAGAAGACUGAGGGUCGCUAUGCUUUUACUUACAGUUUGUGUCAUCUUUGGUCCUACGCAUGGCGAAUACACGAUAUUUUACCUGUUCACUCGAUACCGAUUCAAUUGGGACGAAGUGCAGUACAGUUUGUGGUCUACAUACGCGAUCACAACCAACUUAAUAGGCACAAUGUUUUCCAUCAGUCUCUUCAGUAAUUACCUGAAGUUGGAUGAUACAUUACUCGGCAUCAUAUCCUGCACCAGCAAGAUCGUGGCAUCCUUCGCUUAUGCAUUCGCCAGAAACGACUUCGAAAUAUAUUUGGCACCUCUCCUGGAAAUUCUGAACGGGACCUCCUUCAUUGCAAUGAGAUCUAUCGCCACGAAAUUAGUCAGCGGAAACGAGUUUGGCAAAGUGAACUCCCUGUUCGGUCUGGCUGAAGCAGCUAUGCCCCUCGUGUACGGCCCCCUCUACUCCAGGGUGUACAUGGCGACCCUGAACGUUCUGCCCGGGGCUGUGUUCCUGUUAGGAGCCAUCCUGGUCCUACCAUCCAUCUUCAUAUUCAUCUGGCUGUACUUUGAACAUAAAAAAGAUGAGAAGAGACAAGCCAAAGGAUCAAACAAGUCAUUGGAUGCUGAGAAAUGUCUGGAUGUUAAGGGUUGAAAUGUAUAUAUUAAACUAAACAAAACAAAAACAAAUAAUGUAUGUGCCUAUGCUGAAGAAUUCUGAGAAAGAAAAAUAUCGAAUUUACUUUUAAACUUACUUAAAACUAUAGGUAACUAAACGAGUUUAACGUCGGGUAGGAAAGUGAGCGUUAAAACCUGUGUUAUUUUCAGUAUUAAGAAUAACGAAUUAACUUUUUGGGUAAUAGUUAAUACAAUUUUGUCAUUUGUCUUAUACCAUUGUGUAAAUUUCACCACAGCCUUGAUUAUAACUUACUUCAAAUAUAACUUUGCGAAGACAAUAACGGUGACUAUUGUAUGUGUGACACAUUUUAGUGGAGCAACACAUAUUUUGCUACUCCAUUUCUUUCCUGUGGAUGUCGUAAAAGGUGACUUAGGAAAUGGCUAUUCAACUUGCGAUUCUUCUUGUAGGCGAUGGAUGGAUUCGUAGAUUUUUUUUACUGAAUAGUGACAGGAUAGGAUACUGUCACUCACUAUUCAGUGAAAAAAAAUCUACGAAUAACGAAAUUCACUGAUCUAUCGCGUCAUAAGGCCAAACUUAUAGAUCCACUUAUACCCAAUCAGAUGUCCUAACGAUUGUUACCAAAAGUACGAUCAUCUCUCGUUAUAUAAACUAAUAAUGCUGCUAACUUCCACAAACAGUAUUCACUGUGUAGAAGCGUUUGAUUGAUCAAAUACGUUAUCUUAAUCUAAUAUUGUAACUAAACAUUCCCCUAUGUGAGGAAAUACUUGGUUAACGAGUUAAGCCCUCAUGCUGAGUAGGAAUAUCUUCGCCAGUGUUGCUCAAAAUAUUAGAAUAUGGACCAAAAAAAAUGGUUUGAAUAAUUAUGUUGAAAUAAGAAGACUCGAAUUCGGGUACGUAAUAUUUGAAAAUCACUGUAGUUUUUAGUGAUAAAAACAGUUGUGUUUUGAAUAAGCCUUGAUAUUUAAUUCAUUUGCGAUGAGCAUUUUAACUUAUAAAAAAUGAUAUUGUACCUUAAAAAAUAUACAUAAAUUAUUGAUGUGGCAAAAAAUCAAUAGUGACUCAGGUAUAAAAAAGUGUUAAUUAGUUUUAUAAAUUACACUUAAAAUUACACGAGAAAUUGUUUAUUUCAAAUAUAAAAAAAAUAAAACUAUAAAAACAUUAAAAUAAUUUAAUUAACAAUUAAUAGUAAUUACUAUUUUUCAUGGUUUAAUUACCAUAAUUUUCUUACUUCCUCGAUAACAUUCAGAACCACUGAGUUUCACCAUUAUUUUGCAUGUUAUUAAUUCCGCGCUUCAUCAUUAUACGCUCUUUUAAUUACAUUUAAUGAAUAAGCGAAAAUUACCUUUUGUAUUAUUCCAGAACCCUUUAUGUGCGCCGCCUUGUAUCUUAAUGAGGUUUUGAAAUUUUAAAGGCUGUUUUGAAAAUAAUUAACGAUCAGAGUGAAUAAUGCGGGAUUACGACAGUUUUGAGCCCACGCUCGACGUUUGAGCGGAAUUUACAAUAUGAAAAGUAAACCCGCCAUGCUGGUCUGGCAGAGAAUAAGACAUAGGUGUGUCCCAGGUUUUGUUCCGUGCAGUUUGUAAAAGCCUUUUAAUA
This is a messenger RNA of Amyelois transitella, 3280 nucleotides long. RefSeq names its product probable peptidoglycan muropeptide transporter SLC46. Gene Ontology annotation, biological process: transmembrane transport. The record is from RefSeq and is a predicted model, not a curated record. Bases 104 to 1699 code for a protein of 531 amino acids. Gene Ontology annotation, cellular component: membrane. Gene Ontology annotation, molecular function: transmembrane transporter activity. Lineage: Eukaryota; Metazoa; Arthropoda; Insecta; Lepidoptera; Pyralidae. The transcript is spliced from 7 exons.